GCGGGAAAACCGCCAUAUGCAUAUACAUCUUGAACCAACCCCAUUCCGGAUAAAAGAUAAAAUUUCAGUGGCGCAGAGUUCUAGUUCCACUAAGCCACGGACAACGUACAGCAUAAGAUCUCUCUAUUUAACUUUGAAACAAAAAAAGGCGAGAUAACAAUGAGCGAGUCAAACGGAAGCCUGGUGACUAAUGCCACAACACCGCAGACAGGAUGUCCUCCCAUGAAUAAACUUCUGUCGGAUGAGACCUUCCGGGCGGUGAAAUCCGUCGUGUUGAUAGUCAUCAUGCUUACUGCCUUUGUAGGAAACUCGCUGGUCAUCAACAUCGUGUCCAGAAACCAGCGAAUGAAAAACGCGACCAACUACUUGAUUGUAAAUCUCGCGGUUUCUGAGCUCGUGACAGUUUGUACAACAAUGGUGAUGACAUUCUAUAUAGCGCUUAUUUACCCGAAAAGUAUGGACUACCUCAACCAAGUGUUUGCCACGGUGAUAUGCAAGUUCUUUAUCGCAUUUCUGGAUGUAUUUUGCCACUCUCUGGCCAUGCUGUCCUUGACGGUGAUCGCGUUUGAUCGGUUCUUCGGCGUCCAGUACCCUAUGAGACGAACCAUCACCAGGACACGAGCCAAGGUCAUCAUUGCUGUCAUCUGGUUUCUUGCUUUAAUUGACUCAUCCCCAAACCUCUACAUCUACUCGGCCGUUGAAGUUCGAGGUAAAAUUGGUUGUCUCAUGAACUGGGCCCCGAUGCAUCCCGACUCCCAAAUAAUCUACGUCUCCACCCAAAUGGUUCUCUUCUAUGCACUACCGCUAGUGGUCAUGGGGAUUUUGUACUCCAUCACUGUCCACAAGCUCUGGGUGCGCCGUAUCCCUGGCAACGUGAUCGCAGCCAAUCAGCGAUUAGAACACAAGACAAAGGUGAAUGUGUUGAAGAUGUGCAUCACUGUAGUGGUGACGUUUGCUCUGUUGUUGUUCCCCAUCUACGUGUUACGAAUCUCGGCUUUGGCGGGAAAACGGCUCUGUAUCACAACAUUUGAGGUGACAGAGGUUCUAGCAAUGAUCCCCAACACCUACUACGCCAUCAACCCUGUUAUCUACUUCCUGUUCAGCAAAGACUAUCGCCGGGGCUUUAUAGCUAUCAUCAAACCGUUGGUCUCCCUGUGUCAUGAUCAUCCAUUUCCGGGUCUGGCGCGUGACGUCAUGAGUGUGAGAAAUACUACCGCGAAUGCGCAUGACAAUGGUGUCCAAUCGCUGAGCCUCCAAACAUUAGACCGGAUAUGACGACACGAGCUUGAAAUCACAUAUACAAGAAAACGUUGUACACCUAUUUCAAUUGAGUUUGAUUAUACGAAAAUUGAGAACAGAAAAGGUUUGGGUGUA
This is a messenger RNA of Nematostella vectensis (starlet sea anemone), 1374 nucleotides long. RefSeq names its product substance-P receptor-like. Gene Ontology annotation, molecular function: G protein-coupled receptor activity. The record is from RefSeq and is a predicted model, not a curated record. Gene Ontology annotation, biological process: G protein-coupled receptor signaling pathway. The coding region runs from base 160 to 1275 and encodes 371 amino acids. The transcript has 5 exons. Gene Ontology annotation, cellular component: membrane. Lineage: Eukaryota; Metazoa; Cnidaria; Anthozoa; Actiniaria; Edwardsiidae.